Nicotiana tabacum (common tobacco) is the source of this 648-nucleotide messenger RNA. Lineage: Eukaryota; Viridiplantae; Streptophyta; Magnoliopsida; Solanales; Solanaceae. The record is from RefSeq and is a predicted model, not a curated record.
AUGACCGAAGAUAUCCUCGCAUUCAGCGAUGGGGAUCUCGAGACCUUGGAAGAAUCACACAAUGACGUGCUGGUAAUCUUAUUUCUUUUAAGAAACAUUCAAAUUAAACGUGUGCUCGUGGAUCCAGGCAGCUCGGCCAACGUAAUCAGGUCAAAGGUAGUAGAACAACUUGGGUUGCUCGAUCAAAUCGUAACUGCCUCCCGAGACCUCCAUGGAUUCAACAUGGCCGGCAAAAUAACAAAAGGAGAGAUCGUCCUCCUGGUUGACAUGUUCGGUACAGUUCAGAAUACCAAGUUUCACGUCAUCGUUGGUGACAUGAGGUACAACACAUUGCUUGGCAGGCCAUGGAUAUACAACAUGAGGGCGGUGCCGUCAACGCUACACCAGAUGAUAAAAUUUCCUACAAAAGAUGGCAUACCAACCAUAUAUGGAGAACAACAUACGGCAAAGGAAAUGUUUGCAGUUUAUCAGGAGGCACCGAGCCCCAUGCACUCCACCUCGGAUGAGUCUAGGAGCAUACGGAUCCCCGAGGAUGAUGAAGAAGAUUUCCUCGCCCCUCGAACUUUCGUUGCCCUCGAAGAGUCGGAUGCAAUGAAAUCGACAAUUGAAGAACUGGAGUUAGGAAUUGGCCAAAAGCCUGGGAGCUGA